AUGUCCGCGGCCAAGCUCUCCGAGAGGCUCGCCACGCUGCAGUAUCUAACGCGGCCGUCGGCGGGCAAGCGCACCGGUCGCAACAUUGGCGUCCACGCAAACGUCGCCACUGACCUCGAGGCCGUCCAUGUGCCGAUCCCGGUAAAGAUGGCCGACUACAGGCGGGUCGCUGCGCCGCCCCGCUUGAUCGUCGAUCGCUUCGAGCUGCGCCGCUGGCAGCCCGCACAGCCCGACUUUGCGGACCCUGCCAGCGUGCGCACGUUCUACGCCGCCGCAGAGGCUUUUGUGUGCGCUGCCGUCGGCGCCGCCAGGGUGCACGUCUUUGACCACACGCUUCGGACGUCGGGCGUCUCGUCCCUCAACGCGGCCGACGGCGCAUCCGCUGCAGGCGCCGUCCUCCGUGUGCACGGAGACUACACGGCCGACUCCGCUCCAACGAGGCUGGCGCAGCUCGCCGCCGCGGGAGCCAUCACGGUAGAGCCCGCGCCGUCGCGCUUUGCGUUCGUCAACGUCUGGCGCUCUGUGGACCAGCAGCAGCCGGUGCUGUCCCACCCUCUCGCGCUCUGCCGGCCGCGCAGCAUCGACUACGCCAGGGACACUUGGUCCUAUCACAUGCACUUUGAGGACCGCGUCGGCCGCAACCUCGCCAUCGAGGCGAAGGCCGGCCACGAGUGGGGCUACUACCCUCGAAUGACAGCCGACGAGGCGCUCCUCUUCUUCGCUUUCGACUCGAGCGCCGCCGACGGCGACGUCGGCGUCGUGCACACCGCCUUCGACGACCCGGCCAUCGACGGCGCAGGCGUGCCGCGGAGGAGCGUCGAGCUGAGGACGGUGGCGCUGUGGGACUAGCCUGUCUGUGGUGGGAGGCACGGAGGACGAGUCGUGUCUGCGGUUCUCUGUUCUCUGUUCUCUCGGCUCUCGCGCUGAGACUGAAAAAAGAAUCUGGUUCUAUGUGUAACA
Molecule: messenger RNA, 960 nt
Organism: Emiliania huxleyi CCMP1516
Lineage: Eukaryota; Haptophyta; Isochrysidales; Noelaerhabdaceae
Exons: 2
Coding region: 1-849 (282 amino acids)
Molecular function (GO): oxidoreductase activity
Source: RefSeq, a predicted model, not a curated record